AUGAAGAGGUUGAGGCUCCUGAGAUGGAGCGGGAGUGUACUCUCACCACGAACGAGACCCGACAUCCUCCCUUCUCCGUUCUCCAGUAUACGACGCUUCCAAGCAAUAGCAGCUGUCCCCGCUGGUGCUGAAGAUGUCUUUGAGGCACCUACGACAGAUGGACCAUACCUUCCUGAAGAAACGCUCAUGACAUUACCCUCACCUCCGGUCACCGCGGCGAGAACAUCUGCGAAAUUAGCAGCCCUCCAUGCUCGGUUAUCCCUCCCAUCACGGUUCCCUCUUGAGACAUUAGCAAGGACUCUGGUGGACGAGUCCGCGGACACCUCAAUACGGUUCAACAACAAACCGUUUGCUUUGCUUGGCAAUGACUUGCUGGGUUACUACACAUCCGAGUAUAUCAUCAGCCAGUAUCCGAGAUUACCGCUUGCGGUGGUUUAUGCCGCAAUGUAUGCAUACCAUGGCCCAGCGACCUUGACACAGAUGGCUAGGGAAUGGGGUGUGGAAGCCGCAGCAGAACCAGGUGGUGAGGUUGACCCCGGGCUACUACAAUUCAAGAGAAUGCCGCCGGACACAAGAUUAGAGAAGGAUAGUCCAGACGCAGUCGCUAAGAGCAGCGACCCACGGGCAACAUGGACCCGAACCCUGAGCGCAAAGUCGGUGCACUACGAUCAAUUUGGCGAACCACUAGAGCGACCGGUAGACCCAGAACAUCUCAAAUCCAAGGGCGUCACCCUGCAACGGGCAAGCACCAACUUUGUGAGGGCUGUCAUCGGCGCGGUAUAUCUGCAUGCUGGACGGGCAGCAGCGAAGAAAUUUUACAGCGACCACUUCAUGUCUCGCCAAUUAGACAUGUCGAGUCUUUUUCAGUUCAAGACCCCGACUAGGGAUCUGAGCAAACUUUGUGGAAGAGAAGGGUUUCAGGCACCCGUGGCCAAAAUACUGAGCGAGACGGGACGCAAAAGCAGAACGCCUGUGUAUGUUGUUGGGAUUUACUCAGGCAGCGACCUGUUGGGCGAGGGUGCAGGAGCCAGCCUUGACGAGGCAAGGACUCGCGCCGCAGUCGCCGCAUUGAAGGGCUGGUAUCUUUACAGCCCGACCGAGUUCCGGUUACCCAGCGAGACCGAAGAGCCGGCAGCCAAGCCAUGGACGCCUAUUCUGGUGGACGUAGGCGAGGUUGUCGCCUAA
Molecule: messenger RNA, 1185 nt
Organism: Cladophialophora yegresii CBS 114405
Lineage: Eukaryota; Fungi; Ascomycota; Eurotiomycetes; Chaetothyriales; Herpotrichiellaceae
Exons: 1
Coding region: 1-1185 (394 amino acids)
Biological process (GO): regulation of gene expression; primary miRNA processing; rRNA processing
Cellular component (GO): nucleus
Molecular function (GO): ribonuclease III activity; double-stranded RNA binding
Source: RefSeq, a predicted model, not a curated record